AUGCAAUGUCCUGAGAGGCACUCGAUUCCGACUCCAAAUGCAAGACAACCUCUAAAGCCAGCUCCACCUCCACCCCCUCCACUACCGAAACAGAAUCCACUUCGAGGCAGGAAAUUCGCAUUGAUAGGAAGUAGUUUUGCGGCCCUUAUAUUUGCCGGCUAUUCUUCCUACUUAUUUGUGUUACUAAAUAAGGAACCGGCCGAAUCCUCUGCAUCCAAGGUCCAAACUGAUGUCUCAAGUCGUUAUGAUACCAUCGCGUCUACAUUUGACUCGGAAGUUGAUUGGACAGAAUGGAGUAUGGGAAUUACGAAAAUGCGCAAGGAACUUGCGCAAGAAGCAUAUGGAGAUGUACUUGAAGUAUCCAUUGGUACAGGCAGGAAUUUAGAGUAUUAUGAUUGGGAUUUCAAAGGAUUUAAUGGCGUUGGAAAACUUCAAAAAGUAGGUGGCAUUAAGAAGGGGAAAGUCAAGAGUUUUACGGCUGUCGAUAAAAGUGGUGAAAUGUUGGAGGUCGCCCACGAGAAGUUUUCAUCAAUGUUUCCAGGAGUCUUGGGUGUGAGAUGGAUUAUUCAAGAUGCUGCGGAGAAAAUACCUGGCCCCCCUCGAAAUGCAAAUGAAACAAGCGGAAGCAAGGAUACAAAAUAUGACACCGUAAUCCAAACUAUGGGGUUAUGUUCCGUUGCCGAUCCGGUAGGGCUGUUGAAGAAUCUGGGGGAGUGUGUGAAAGAAGAUGAGGGGCGCAUAUUAUUAUUGGAGCAUGGAAGAGCAAAAUGGGAUUGGCUGAAUAGAGCGUUGGAUAAUAGCGCAGAAGGGCAUGCAAAACUUUUUGGGUGUUGGUGGAAUAGAGACAUGGGGAAGAUUGUCGAGGAAAGUGGACUUGAAGUUGUGAAUAUUAAAAGACGCCAUGGAGGAACGACCUGGAGGAUUGAGUUAAAGAAGCCAAAAGCCAAAGCGGAGGAGAGCGGCGUGAAAGUUACGAUAGAAGAGAAGAUACAGGCUGCAUCGAAAAAGAGUUGGUGGUAA
Messenger RNA from Sclerotinia sclerotiorum 1980 UF-70, 1020 nucleotides. RefSeq lists its product as hypothetical. The record is from RefSeq and is a predicted model, not a curated record. The coding region runs from base 1 to 1020 and encodes 339 amino acids. The transcript has 2 exons. Lineage: Eukaryota; Fungi; Ascomycota; Leotiomycetes; Helotiales; Sclerotiniaceae.